AUGAAUGAAAUUAAAGAGAGUUUUAAUAAUAAAUCUAAUUUGUAUGAUGAAGUAAAUGAAAUUAAUGAUGAUGAUUGUACUAAUGUAAUUGAUGAUUGUGACGAUGAUAAUUUUCACGAAGAAGAAACAGGAGAUAUUACAAUAGAAUAUAUUGAAGAAUUAACAAAUACUAAAGAAGGACACGACGAUUUUGUUGAAAGUAAUGACAACACACCGUCAUCAGUUCAAUUUGAAGACAACAGAGCUGUAAAUGACAUAAACACAGAUAAAAACAAUUUAAAUAUAAUUUGUAAUGACCAACUUGAGCAAAACUGUAUUCAAUCACAAACAACUAUUAGUACUCAGUUACAACAAAAUUUUAUUAACGAAUUGCAACAAAGUAUCACCAAUCAAUUACAACAAAUUAUUACCGAUCAGUUACAACAGAUUAUUAGUGCCAAAUUACAACAAAACAUUAGUGCCCAAUUACGAAAAGAUAUUAAUACUCAGUUACAACAAUUUAUUACUGAUCAAUUACAACAAAAUAUAAAUGCUCACUUUAAACGAAUGAUUAGGGAGAUACUACAACAAAAUCUUUGUACUAAACAACAGAAUGUUAGUAUACAGUUACAACAAAAUGUCAAUGCCAAGUUACAACAAAAUGUCGGUGCAAAAGAACAACAAAAUGAAAAUAAAUUUGUGUGCGAUUUGUGUAACAAAGAGUUUCCCUAUAAAAGAAAUUUAACAAGGCACAAGCGAAUACAUUUAGGAACAAACAGAUUUCAUUGCAAUCAUUGUAAUUAUCAAACGAACGAACCAUCUAAAUUGCGCAAACACAUAUUGACUCAUUAUAAAAACCAAUUACAAAUAGACUUGACAGAUAAAUUCAUAUGUGAUUCAUGUACAAAGGAAUAUUCAACUAAGAAAUCUUUAAAAAGACAUGAACGUAAUAUACAUAUUGAAAACAAAAGAUUGCAUUGUGACCACUGCAAUUAUAAAACAAACGAGAAAUCACAUUUACGCAAGCAUGUUUUGACACAUACAAAAUAGAUUUUAAUACGCCUAUGUUUCCAUAGUAGACGGUACCGA
Messenger RNA from Galleria mellonella (greater wax moth), 1068 nucleotides. RefSeq names its product zinc finger protein 701-like. The transcript is spliced from 2 exons. Gene Ontology annotation, molecular function: DNA-binding transcription factor activity; RNA polymerase II cis-regulatory region sequence-specific DNA binding. Gene Ontology annotation, biological process: regulation of transcription by RNA polymerase II. NCBI's taxonomy places the organism in Eukaryota, Metazoa, Arthropoda, Insecta, Lepidoptera, Pyralidae. The coding region runs from base 1 to 1029 and encodes 342 amino acids. The record is from RefSeq and is a predicted model, not a curated record.